Dipodomys ordii (Ord's kangaroo rat) is the source of this 4307-nucleotide messenger RNA. RefSeq names its product ATPase, Ca++ transporting, type 2C, member 1 (gene Atp2c1). Gene Ontology annotation, cellular component: Golgi membrane; plasma membrane; endoplasmic reticulum. Gene Ontology annotation, molecular function: P-type calcium transporter activity; ATP hydrolysis activity; ATP binding. The record is from RefSeq and is a predicted model, not a curated record. Lineage: Eukaryota; Metazoa; Chordata; Mammalia; Rodentia; Heteromyidae. Bases 70 to 2424 code for a protein of 784 amino acids. The transcript is spliced from 23 exons. Gene Ontology annotation, biological process: intracellular calcium ion homeostasis; manganese ion transport; calcium ion transmembrane transport.
ACACACACACACAAACCGCACACACACACACACACACACACACACACACACACACCGGCUUUCUUCACGAUGGAUAAUCUAUUACCUCCCACCAGAUUCUCUUCUUUCAAAAAAUACCCUCUUCAAGCUCUCAGGAAGUAUUUAGCGUCGCUGAGAAACGGAAGAGCUGAAGAUCAGGUUGCACGUUUUCAAAAAAUACCUAAUGGUGAAAAUGAGACAAUGAUUCCUGUACUGACAUCAAAGAAAGCAAGUGAAUUACCCGUCAGUGAGGUUGCAGGCAUUCUCCAAGCUGAUCUUCAGAAUGGGUUAAACAAAUGUGAAGUUAGUCACAGGCGAGCCUUCCACGGUUGGAAUGAGUUUGAUAUCAGUGAGGACGAACCACUGUGGAAGAAAUACAUUUCUCAGUUUAAAAACCCCCUUAUUAUGCUGCUUCUGGCUUCCGCAGUCAUCAGUGUUUUAAUGCAUCAGUUUGAUGAUGCCGUCAGUAUCACUGUGGCAAUACUUAUUGUUGUUACCGUUGCCUUUGUUCAGGAAUAUCGUUCAGAAAAAUCUCUUGAAGAAUUGAGUAAACUUAUGCCACCAGAAUGCCAUUGUGUGCGGGAAGGAAAAUUGGAGCAUACACUUGCCCGAGACUUGGUUCCAGGUGACACAGUUUGCCUUUCUGUGGGGGACAGAGUUCCUGCUGAUUUACGCUUGUUUGAGGCUGUGGACCUUUCCAUUGAUGAGUCUAGCUUGACAGGAGAGACAACACCUUGCUCUAAGGUAACAGCUCCCCAGCCAGCAGCCACUAAUGGAGAUCUCGCCUCAAGAAGUAACAUUGCCUUCAUGGGAACUCUGGUCCGAUGUGGCAAAGCAAAGGGUAUUGUCAUUGGAACUGGAGAAAAUUCUGAAUUUGGAGAGGUUUUUAAAAUGAUGCAAGCAGAGGAGGCACCAAAAACCCCUCUGCAGAAGAGCAUGGACCUCUUGGGAAAGCAGCUGUCCUUUUACUCCUUUGGUAUAAUAGGUAUCAUCAUGUUGGUCGGCUGGUUGCUAGGAAAAGACAUUCUGGAAAUGUUUACUAUUAGUGUAAGUUUGGCUGUAGCUGCGAUUCCUGAAGGGCUGCCCAUUGUGGUCACGGUGACGCUGGCCCUUGGAGUCAUGAGAAUGGUGAAGAAGAGAGCCAUUGUGAAGAAGCUGCCUAUUGUGGAAACCCUGGGCUGCUGCAAUGUGAUUUGUUCAGAUAAAACUGGAACACUUACGAAGAAUGAGAUGACCGUCACUCACAUAUUCACUUCAGAUGGAGUGCAUGCUGAGGUUACUGGAGUUGGCUACAAUCAGUUUGGGGAAGUGAUUGUCGAUGGUGACGUGGUUCAUGGAUUCUAUAACCCAGCUGUUAGCAGAAUUGUUGAGGCCGGCUGUGUGUGCAACGAUGCUGUGAUUAGGAACAACACUCUCAUGGGAAAGCCAACCGAAGGAGCCUUAAUUGCUCUGGCAAUGAAGUUGUGUCCCGUGUGUUUACAGGUCGCAGUAUUUUACAGAGCUAGUCCGAGGCACAAGAUGAAAAUUAUUAAAUCUCUGCAGAAGACUGGGUCGGUGGUAGCCAUGACAGGCGAUGGAGUAAAUGACGCCGUUGCCCUGAAGGCUGCAGACAUCGGGAUCGCGAUGGGCCAGACCGGCACAGAUGUUUGCAAAGAGGCAGCGGACAUGAUCCUGGUGGACGAUGAUUUCCAAACCAUAAUGUCCGCAAUUGAAGAGGGUAAAGGCAUUUAUAAUAACAUUAAAAAUUUUGUUAGAUUUCAACUGAGCACGAGUAUAGCAGCACUAACCUUAAUCUCACUGGCUACAUUAAUGAACUUUCCUAAUCCCCUCAAUGCAAUGCAGAUUCUGUGGAUCAAUAUCAUUAUGGAUGGACCCCCUGCUCAAAGCCUUGGAGUAGAACCAGUGGAUAAAGAUGUCAUCCGUAAACCUCCUCGUAACUGGAAGGACAGCAUAUUGACUAAAAAUCUGAUACUUAAGAUCCUUGUCUCAUCCAUAAUCAUUGUCUGUGGGACUUUGUUCGUCUUCUGGCGUGAGCUGCGAGACAAUGUGAUAACACCUCGAGACACAACAAUGACCUUCACAUGUUUUGUAUUUUUUGACAUGUUCAAUGCACUAAGUUCCAGAUCUCAGACUAAAUCAGUGUUUGAGAUCGGACUAUGCAGUAAUAAGAUGUUUUGCUACGCGGUUCUCGGAUCCAUCAUGGGACAGUUGCUAGUGAUUUACUUCCCCCCACUUCAGAAGGUUUUCCAGACGGAGAGCCUAAGCAUCCUGGAUUUGUUAUUUCUCCUGGGGCUCACAUCGUCCGUGUGCAUCGUGUCAGAAAUUAUAAAGAAGGUCGAAAGGAGCAGAGAAAAGAUCCAGAAGAACGUUAGCUCAACAUCGUCGUCAUCUUUUCUUGAAGUAUGAUGCAUAUUGCAUUUUUUUUUUAAUUUGCAAACUAGGAAUUGCAGUCUGAGGAUCAUUUAGAAGGGCAAGUUCAAGAGGAUAAUGAAGAUUUGAGAACUUUUUAACCGUUUAUUGACAAAAAAAAAUGAACAUUCAUGUUAAAGACUUGAUUUGAGACUUUAACCUGCUGGCAGUCCCAAAUGAAAUUAUGCAACUUUGAUAACAUACUCCUUGAUUUAAAUUGGCGAUUGUGAGAGAGUGGAACUUUAUAAAGCAUAUGGGCAGGUACUUCAUUACAAAAAAAAAAAGGCAAAACCUGAACCACCUUCUACACUUAAAGAGGUCUAAUGUACACAUACACUAUCUAUCUUAGAUAGAUAUAAAUAUUUUUUUUUAUUUUUAAAUAUUGUACUAUUUAUGGUGGUGGGGCUUUCUUACUAAUACACAAAUAAAUUUAAUCAUUUCAAAGGCAUUCUGUUUGGUUUAGAAGUUGAUUCCCAGGAGUGCCAUAUUUCAACUACUGUAUUUUCCUUCUUCUAGAAUACAAGCAGCUUAGACAACUUGUGCUACUACCAUUUUUAUAUUUCAAGUUUUUUUUUGUUUUUUGGUUUUUUUUUUUUUUGCACAGGAUAUGACCACUGUCAGAUCACUGUUCUUUCUUUUUGUGAUUGAAAAGCAUAUACUGCAGUUUGAAGUAAAUGUUUGCUUUUCUUAGUAAGUGUAAAUGGUUACUUUUUAUUUUAUUUUAUAUUUAAAGGUAUGAGUCUUUGGUCUAAGAGAAUUAGUGCAGGGAUCUCCAGUGGCAUUCUAGUUAGAGUUACGGGGUCUGUACUGAACACUUAGUCAUAGAGUCAAAGCCCUUUAAGACUGAGUAUAGUUUUAUAACCAAUUAACAUGUCAGGUCUCCUUGUCAGUCAGAUACAAAUUAUCUGCAUUGUCAAUAUCAUCUUGCCAUCCUUUAGAUAUAAACCUAAGAACUUCAGCUAAAUAGCUGAGUUUUAUUAUUCUUACUGUUCCACAUGUGCAUUUCCAUGCAUAUUUCUUAGGAAGCAUACAUCACUGUACUUAAAAGAAUAAAAUAGUCCCAGUCCUGACCAGAUGGUUUAGGAACCAGGGUGCAAGCAGAAGAUCCUCCACUGGCCUUGCUCUUAGGGCAUCUUUUUAGGCAGCUUUGUGGGCCUAGGUUGUAGCCCAGACAUUAGUCUGCCCCUUCUUUCUUCUCCCAUUGGUUUUCUAUCUUCUUUGUGUCUCAUUGGGCAUGCUAGAGAAGUAGAUGGGUUUGCUUUGUGUAGUGCCAUCAGUUUUUAUAAGAGCUUGGCGAAACAUGGGUAACUUGAAUGUGAGGCCAAUUUGGGCCUGAAACUCAGAAUCUAGAAACCCAUUUUCCUGCUGAAUAUUUCUCUCUCAAAGCCAAAAUGGGUCACCAAUUCUUACAAGAUUAUUUGUUUUUGAAGGUAGCAAGCUUUACGUCUCAUGAACCAUCAGAACAAAUCAUUCCUAAGCUUUUGUUCAACUAGAAAUUGCAAAUGGUAACACUGAAAUACUGUCAUGGACAGGAAAAUACCUAUUCUUUGAGUCAUUUUUACUGAAACCUGAGUAUAAGAAGCUGAGAUGUCUGCCCUUUGUCCUUCACUCAGGCUAAGUAGUCAGUUGUACAUUGUUCUCUAUUAGAUGGAGCUUGGAGGCCAUUGUUUAACCAGCUCUAUCUUUAACAAUUUGAUGUCUCAUACCUAAAUUUUGUAAUGAUUUUUUUAUUCUGCUACCAACUUGAAAUACCUAUUAUGUGCGUAUCAAUCAUUUUUGUUUUGCAGCGUGGGUUCAGAGUAUGAUUUUUGAAUGAAAUAAAUGUGCCUAUCUUUUCAUUUGGUUUUUGGACUCUAAAAAUAAAAUGACUUCUUUGUGUA